Messenger RNA from Drosophila arizonae, 1326 nucleotides. RefSeq names its product EF-hand domain-containing protein D2 homolog Swip-1 (gene Swip-1). Gene Ontology annotation, molecular function: calcium ion binding. The record is from RefSeq and is a predicted model, not a curated record. NCBI's taxonomy places the organism in Eukaryota, Metazoa, Arthropoda, Insecta, Diptera, Drosophilidae.
UUUCAUUCGUAUCAGCGACUUCGUGUGCUUUGGACGUUCGACGCGCUUUAAACAGACAUCAAAUUCUUCAACUACAAAAAACAGAAUCCACUUUGCACCGGUAUUUACGCGCGCGCGUCUUAUUGCAAACUAUUUUAACUGCAAAAAUAUAAACUGCUAUCCAGUUCCAGUUAAUUUAACAGUGAAUAAUUAAGGCUUGUCUGCACUUGUUCUCGAGAGACCUGCGUGCGCCUUUUCUGCGUCAGUGUGUUUGUGUGUGAGUGUGUGUAUCCUUACAUCCUCGUUUCGCCCCCGCCACCGACGCCGUCGACGCCUUUGCAUAGGGUGUGGUGUAUCAUACAAAAUUCCAGCGCACUGUAAUACAGUUUAAAAACCAAAAAAGAAAACAAAAAACAUGUCUGUCUCCUCGAAUGCAUCCUCUGCCUCGCGCAACGGCAGCGUCGAUGAUAGCACAACAACAACAGCUACUACGGAUAGCUCCGAGCUGGCGCACAUUUUGAAUAGGCGACAGGAGAUCAUGGACUCCCAGGAGGCUGGCAUCGAGGUUCCCCGCACCUUUAAGGUGGUCAAUGUCUACACCGAAUUCCAUGAAUUUUCGCGCAAGCAAAUCAAGGACUAUCAAAAGACCUUCAAUACCUAUGAUACUGCUAGAGAUGGUUUCCUGGAUCUGAACGAGCUGAAGUAUAUGAUGGAGAAACUGGGCGCACCGCAAACGCAUUUGGGAUUGAAGAAGAUGAUUGCUGAGGUGGAUGAGGACCACGAUGGAAAGAUCUCGUUCCGUGAGUUCCUGCUGAUCUAUCGCAAGGCGCAGGCCGGCGAGCUGGACAGUGAGUCAGGUCUGAAUCAAUUGGCGCGCCUUACCGAAAUCGAUGUGGAGCAGGUGGGCGUUAGCGGCGCCAAGAACUUCUUUGAGGCGAAGAUCGAGCAGCAGCUGCGCACAAAUAAAUUCCACGACGAGAUCAGGCAGGAGCAGGAGGAGAGACGUCGCGAGGAGGAGGAGCGYGCACAGCGACGCCAGCAAUUCCAGCAGCGUGCAGCCAUCUUUCAGUAAAGCGGCAAUCGGAGCGAUUUCUACAUGAAACUAUAAAUAUAUACAUAAACUAUAGAAUUUGUAGUCUAGCACGUAAUCCUUGUGGCGUAGGUUAAACAAAUGCAAACAAUUUAGGGACGUGUCAGUGCAGAGCAGAAGUUUUUUGAUAUCACAUCACAUCGUAGUAUAAACUAAUCAUUCACAUAUAACUCACUAUAUAGAUAUAUAUGGUUAUAUACGUACAUACAUAUGUGUCUCUCACACUUACAUAUAGUUAAUGAGCAUACCAAAAUCAU